This is a messenger RNA of Venturia canescens, 5498 nucleotides long. It is a transcript of the gene GAPcenA, whose product is annotated as GTPase activating protein and centrosome-associated. The transcript has 16 exons. Bases 488 to 3592 code for a protein of 1034 amino acids. The record is from RefSeq and is a predicted model, not a curated record. Lineage: Eukaryota; Metazoa; Arthropoda; Insecta; Hymenoptera; Ichneumonidae.
UCGGUGCACUAACUGAAUGGCCGACGUUGUCUCGUCUCGAGAAAAGUCGUUUUAAAAAAAAGUCUAUUGUGUGAUAAACGAUGGGUUUGGAGGAGGAGGAGGAAAAUAAGAAUUAAGAAUUGGACGUGAGAAAUACGCGGAUGGAUGGAUUUGCUAUCAUAGAGAGUUGAGGAGAGUGAUUUUUUUUCAAAGAAAACGAUAUUCCGGUGUCCUCAGUGGUUUUUUGGCAUGUUUGUGUGCAUGUGUGGGUACGCGCGUGUAUGUGUAUACGAAUUCUGUGAGAACUUGACGUUUCUCUGGUGAAUUUUUCGUGCGUGCUUCUCGCUCGCAGACCUCCGUUCAAACGAACAACAGAAAAGAUACAAAAAAAUCAUCUGUUACAUCGAUAAUCGUUCGUCGCGACGCUUAAUGGAUACAUCAAAUCUUGCGAUUAUGUUUCCCAGAUGAUCAACGCGUAAAACACGCAACGCGAACAAUCGACUCAGUUAUGGAGGAUAGCGUGAGCGUUAAGUCCAUGGAAUCGGUAGCAACCAGUGACGAAUAUGAAUUUGUGACAGAGAAAGGAAAUGGCAAAAACCAAACUUUGCUGGAGUUACCAAAACUAAAAAUUGCCAACAAUGGUAAUCUGGAAGAUUUGCAAAACGAUUUGCGUGAGGUAUUGACGGAGGAAACAAAAAUGGAUAACCCUGGUGAUAUUAAAAUUAUGGGUGUUUCUCAUAAUACUAGAAAAAUAGGACAGAGCAAAUUUUAUGAAGUUACUCCGUGCGUAGCCAUGGAAAAGCAGGAUGUCAUGAAACCUGAUGAUUAUGGUGAAGAAGAUGCACAUAUGCCAACAGACGUGCAGCAGGAAUGCACAAUAUUUAAUGGUGUAACAUAUCUCGGAGCUACAAAGGUCAACGCUCCAAAAUCAGAGAGCGAAAUCCAACAAAAUAUGAGUGACCUCAAUGCGGAACAAGGAACGAAAAUGGGGAUGAAAGUUUCGGUUUCGAUACCCAGCAGUUCCCAAGGCUCUGUCGUUCUGUACGACGCAGCAACACAACAGGCAAUAACUCAUUACGAGGUGCAAAGAAUUUUGUUUUUUGCUCGUGGCGAUAGUGGCGGAAGUUGUGCUGCGUGUUUUGGAUUCACGUGGUCCCAUGGCGAGACGCGGGAAUCUGCGGUUCACCAAUGCCAUGUUUUUCGAUGCGAUAUACCAGAAGCUGUCGGACAAGUAUCCACAUGUUUUCUCAAAGCUUUCCAGAGGAUUCCUCGGUCCAUGACAAAUUCCUUGACGAGCAGCGAUUUCAAUGGUUUCAACGCUGGUACGGAAAAAAUGAAUUCACGAGUUUUUAUUUUCGAAGUGACGUUGGAAAUCAAGGAGGAAGAUGGCAAGGGUAGCUAUAGCACUGUACCAAAAGACAGAAAUUGCUUCAAAUUACGUAGUAACGUAUCGAAGCAAGUCUGCUUUAGUAUACAGCAAGUAUCAAACAAAGAUGGCGGUAAUUCACUAGAGGUUGAAAGAUGUUUCGGAGUCCUCGUUAGUCCUGGUCGUAAUGUGAAACACAGUGAUAUGCGGCUUCUCGAAAUGCAAAUAAAUCCCCCUGGAUCAGUGCUCCAGGAUAAACAAUGCUACAAUAUUUGUGGUCGCUGGGAUCCUGCGGACCCUGCUCUUGCGAAUCUAAAUGUCGAAACCCGAGAUGGCGAAAAGUUCAUGACAGUUGCGGUUGACCUUGUUAUACGAAGAAUUCAAGAACCAGUCAGAUUUCAGAUUGAAACUUCGGUCAAGGUUUUUCCUCAAAACGAACGAUUUUGGUAUUUCACUAGAAGAACUCUAGUUCAACAGUUUUAUCUCAAUUCCAAAGAGAUAAUAUCGGGCGAUGGUUCUGAAUUACAUUACCAGGUACAAAAUAUCGAAACGUCCGGUGAACUUGACAGAAAUCGAUUGAAUCUUGCCCUCAAUUUGGCGUCCUUGAUCAGAUCUCCAUCACUCACGAGUAUUGAUACACUGACACCGAAAGAGGAAAUCGAUUCUGACGGAGACGAGCCAAUGUUGAGCGGUACCGGUGAAGUGUCGAAAGACUGUUCAGCCGGAGAAUUGGCAAGUUGGGGAGAGGUCCUGGACACCUGGCAAGUGAACGAGCACCGUCCGAAAUUACUAAUUAAGUUAACACGCCAGGGAAUACCGGAAGCUCUACGAGGUGAGGUUUGGCAGCGCCUGAGUAAUUGCGACACGUCUCAGGAAAUGAUGGAUAAAUAUAGAACCCUCGUUACGAAGGAGAGCAGCUGUGAGAGCGUCAUUUUGCGAGAUAUCAAUCGCACUUUUCCGGCCCACGAUUUUUUCAAAGAAACCGGCGGCCUUGGACAGGACUCUUUGUACAGAAUAAGCAAAGCUUAUGCAGUCUACGAUGAGGAAGUCGGUUAUUGUCAAGGACUCAGUUUCCUUGUUGCGAGUCUUCUCUUGCACAUGCCAGAAGAGCAGACGUUCUGCGUUUUAGUAAAACUGAUGUACGAUUACGGUCUACGCGAUCUAUACAAGGAUAGAUUUGAUAAUCUUCAUAUGAGAUUUUAUCAGCUAAAUCGUUUGAUGGAGGAACAGUUGCCAGAAUUGUACAAGCAUUUUUGUGAACGCGGAGUGGAAACGCACAUGUUCGCUGCACAAUGGUUUCUCACACUUUUCACAGCACGUUUUCCUCUCUAUCUCGUAUUUCACAUUCUCGAUGUAUUCCUUCUCCAAGGACUGGACACUCUGUUUCAAGUUGCUCUUGCUCUGUUAAUGCUAUGCAAAAAGGAACUUUUGCAGUUGGACUUUGAAAGUAUUCUAAAAUACUUUCGGGUAUAUUUGCCGAAACGUUGUCGCAACGAGGAAGUUUCGCGUUACGUAAUGAAGCUCGCGUGUUCGGUAACUCUGAAGAAGCUGAAGAAAUAUGAGGCUGAAUUCACGGCAUUCAAAGAGGCUCAAGAGAAUGCAGACGAGUACAGUAACGAGGUAGAACAGCUGCGCGGAGUGGUCACGAGAAACGAAGAAGAAAAACAGAGACUCGAGGCCGAACUUUUCCAGGUGAAAGAGAUGCUGCAACGCGAGGUGGCUCGAGCCGAUACCGAGAGCAGAAGAAGUCUUAUUAUCAUUACCGAAUAUAAACAGAUAUGUCAACGUCUCGAGGACGAUUACAACGCGGCAAAAUCAACUCUCAGCGAUUUACGAGUCAAAGUUUCAAAAUGCGAAAAGUGCAAAGAAGUACUGAACGAAAGCUCCAACGUACCGACAGACAUGAUGCACCCUUUAGAAAAUCGUACAGAUCCGAUGCUUCACAGAGCUCAAGAGAGGGUACGGGAAUUAGAACUCGAGCUUGCACAGACGAAGCUCGCUCACGUUGAAGCCGAAUGUAGAAAUCAGGAUCUGACGCAUCAACUGCACGCAACAGCUUCCGAGCUCCAAGCGGCUCGAAACAGCUGGCCUUGGUUGAGUAAGACGUUGUCGAGUAUCAAAGAAGCUGCAAACAAGAGGGACGUCGUUAUGGGGCCGGGUGUUUUGAGACGUGAGAGUGCGCCGGGUGGUGAAAUGCGCCACGCAUUGCAUUCACAAAGUCGCGACAAUUUAAAAGAAAUGGUGUAAUCGGUCCAUCUUUUACAAAAAAUUAUAAACCUGAAGCAUAUUUUACAAGUAGAGGAUUUUUCCAAGUCAUGAGAUAGGAGAAGCGCGGGGUCGAAAAUUUCGGUUUCCUAUUGCAAAUAAAGAAGAUGUAAAAAAACUGAUAAAAAAUCCAGGGAGUCUAAAAAAAUGGAAAAAUCCAUGAUAUUCAAUGGGGAUCGAGAGCACGAAAGUUCUGGGCACUGUAGCACGAUACUUUUUCCCUGAAAAUUUAUAAUUUACAUAAUCAUAUAUGAAGAAAGAGAGAGGGAGAGUGGGAGAGAGAAAGAAAAGAGAAAACUGCUACUCCCAAAAUGACACUAUACAUUAUUGAUAUUAUUACGAAUUUCGAAACAAUUAACCGUUAAGAAACUUUGUUACGUUUUACAAGUAUAUUCGUUUUUAUUGAAAGUCCGAUUAAUUCGUUUUCGAACGGACGACGCGCAUGCCAUUGUAAAAUCAUCAAUGUUUCAUUAUUAUUAUUAUUAUUAUUAUUAAAGUAAUUGUCAUCGAGAUUGUCUAGAUUUUAUAAUUUUCUUUCUGUCCGUUUUUUUACGUUUGCCGUUUUCUUGUCAUUUUACCAUUAUUACAAACUCACCGAAACUCAUCAAAUGACGUAUUCGAAUUACGAAAAAUUCAACCAUUUAAAUGCGUUCGUUAUUUGUCGGAAAUUUGUUUCUUUUGGCACGUAAAUAAAAAAAUAAAAAAACUGCUCAGCAAAAUGGUGCGAUGAAAAAUGAAUGAGGAAACACAAAGAGCAAAAUAAACGCGCAGGACAAAUAUCUAUGAUACUAUGUUAAAGUAUUAUAAGUGUAUAUGCUGUGUUUUGUAUGGAACUAGUCUAAGGAUCGCCUGGGAGAAAAACCAUUUUCACGAACAAAAUUCCGAAUGAAAAUCUUGCGAGCUCAAUUGGAGGAGGAAAAUAUGCGCUCACGAAAUGAUCAGAGCCAGCUUUUUUUUUUUUGAUCGAGACAAAAAUGAAAGAACAAACUAUAUUUGACAUUCCAAAGAAAUUCUCAUAUCAAUUAGGAAAUGUCCAUAUUUACGAGCUCGAGUUUUCCUCUCAUUUUUACGAGAUUAUUUCUCAUCUGUUUUAUUCUUAUUUUUUCAUGUGCUAGUAGAUCAAAUUCUCUCUAAUUUAUCACAGACGUGUUUUAAAUUAUUUUUAUUUUCAAAUUUCUUCUAAAGCCAAUUUGUUGUGAUUUCCCUAGUUAUUCGUAUUAAAUGAAAAAAUUAUUUCACGGCACUAGCCAACUGAAUCUAAUCCAUUGCUAUCGAGACUCAUUGAAUGAAUAUUACAAAUGGAUGAAUUUACAUUCACAAUUAAUACUUUGCACAUUUCCAAGUUGCCACUGAAUUGAAUAGUUUUUUCUUGCAUCUUUAAUUUACUUGUAUUAUUAGUUUUUCCGUACUGCCAAAAUGCAUAAAUCAAUUUUUUGGAAAGAAACUCAAAACAAAUUUGGCAGAUGAUUGAUUAGAAUUUUUAGGGUGAUAAAUACGAGGGAUAGAAUUUUCGAGUGCACGCCUAGUGACCAGAGUCACCGUAGACAAAGAGAGACAGAGAAGAGAAGGAAACAAGUCGUGUAUAAUGAAAAACGAUUGAGGGAAAAGUCGAAUAAAUUAUUUUAAUGUAAAUAUCGAAGAUUGAACGAAAUAUAUACGUUUACGCUAAAGCUACAAAAUGAAAAAUGUGUAAAGAAUCUCUUGGUUGUUCCCUUUAACUCCUUCCAAAAAAAAAUGUAACUUACGACAGCCUGUCAUUUAAUUUUGCCAUUAUCGAAAUAUAAAUACGUUAAAAGGAUAAACAUGAAAUAAAAAAAUAUACAGUACCGUCCAAAAGUUUGGAAACGUUGUAACUUUUUCGUGUAUAAUAAAAAGACGUUCUCUUAAA